Musa acuminata subsp. malaccensis (wild Malaysian banana) is the source of this 1142-nucleotide messenger RNA. RefSeq names its product auxin-responsive protein IAA33-like. Gene Ontology annotation, cellular component: nucleus. Gene Ontology annotation, molecular function: protein binding. Gene Ontology annotation, biological process: regulation of DNA-templated transcription. The record is from RefSeq and is a predicted model, not a curated record. NCBI's taxonomy places the organism in Eukaryota, Viridiplantae, Streptophyta, Magnoliopsida, Zingiberales, Musaceae.
AAGAAGGGCACCAACGUUUCUUCCACGCGUUCCCUGUGAUCCCCAAAAGAACACUCUACAAACACCGUCCACUUCUCCCACAAGCCCUCACCAUGCUGAAAACAACAGCAGCAGCAACGCUGUCUUCUUACUUUCUCACUUGCAAGCAACCACAGCUAUGCCUAGUGCUUUGGGCUCUUCCCCCUUAUAAAACGAGAGCGUGGCCUGAACCAUACCUUCACACUCACUUUCUCUCUCUGUCUCUCUACCUUCUAAAGCAAUAUUUCUCACCAAAUCCUCACCAGAAAGCGAUAUAAGCAUUCAAUUCACACCCUUUAUUCUUCUUUGGACAGUGCGGCAGUUGCACAUACUUGUUUAGACAGUGGAGCUUCGAUCGGUGCAGUGAAGAUGCUGAACGGGGUUGCGUUGCACCAUGGAGCGCUAAAGCGGCGGUGGGACGAGAAAGGGUGCCUGAACCACGGCGCCGCUCACUUUCACCAACGAUGCGGUGACGUAGGUGCGACCGCAGCGCCUGCGCAACCUCCUCGGCCUCCCAUCGGCAGGAAGCUUUUGACUCUCUCGGCCAUGGACCUCGAUGCGGCGGCAUCGGUCGUCCCCCCUGUCACUGUCUUCCUGGAGGGGCGUUCGAUCUGCCAUCGCGUCUGCCUCGACAAGCACACAAGCUAUGAGAGCCUAGCGAAGGCUUUGCGCCGCAUUUUCGUCGAUGUCGACGAGGGCGAUGAGCACGGUGAGGGCGGUGGCAAGGAGCUCCAACUCUCCAAUGCCGUACCUGGUCACGUGGUGGCCUAUGAGGACAUGGAGGACGACCUGCUCCUCGCAGGUGAUCUAAACUGGAAGGAUUUUGUUCGCGUAGCCAAGAGAAUCCGAAUCAUCCCUGCAAAGGCUAGCCGUCGGAAACAACGUGGAGGGCAGUAGCUGGUGUAAACUGUGAAGAUAAACAUGUAUCUAAUUUGUUGCAAUCUUAAUCUUAUCAAGCAGGGCUACUACUUGAAUUCUAGAUAUGAUUUAUGGUUAGAAUUGUAAGGUUGGAGAGGCAUGAAAUGAUGUCUCUCACCGCUAGCUGUGGGCUUUGUGGCUGAAAGCAUCGCUGUUCUACUUUGCUUUCUAUCUGUAUAAAUGUGAAAUCUUUCUAUAUGCUUAAA